Messenger RNA from Corythoichthys intestinalis (scribbled pipefish), 3948 nucleotides. It is a transcript of the gene znf346, whose product is annotated as zinc finger protein 346. NCBI's taxonomy places the organism in Eukaryota, Metazoa, Chordata, Actinopteri, Syngnathiformes, Syngnathidae. The record is from RefSeq and is a predicted model, not a curated record. The coding region runs from base 98 to 1120 and encodes 340 amino acids. The transcript is spliced from 7 exons. Gene Ontology annotation, molecular function: zinc ion binding; nucleic acid binding.
CUCUUUUCAAACUCCGCCCUCUUUUCAAACUUCCCUGGCGCUGCCAAGUGGCGGCUGCGCAUGCGUACUUGAGCAAAACUGCGAAAGAAUAUAAAUUAUGAUGGCGGUCGCGAUGGAGACUGAACAAUUCCCAUACUUGCCUUCGGGGCUGGAGCAAGUCAACAAGAUGAUCAGGGACCACAGCAACCUAUUCACCGAUAACCUUUGCAGUGUCUGCAAUGCCGUGCUCAUCUCAGAGUCACAGAAGUUGGCUCACUAUCAGAGUAAGAAACACGGCAACAAGGUGCGACGUUACUUGUCAAUCCAAAAUGAGAAGGAGCCAGAGUCGAAAAAGUUCAAGUCGCUUUCCUCUGACAAUAAUGACACAGACAACAGUAUAUCGGACCCGAUGAAAAUUUGUGACACGUGCAAGAUGAGCUUCACAUCGGCAGUUAUGGCAAACUCUCACUACCAGGGCAAGAUUCACGCCAAGAACCUCAAACUCAAAGCGGUGGAUCCAUUGACCUUAGUCCAACAGGCCACACCGGCGUCAUCCAAGAAGAAGGCGGCGGCAGCAGCAACGGCGGAGGUGGCGGCGGCAGCAAUUACAGCUGGCAAUGGCAGUGAAGGUGGUGACCCGGACCGCUUCUGCGCCAUCUGUCAAGCAUCCUUCAACAAUGCGCAGAUGGCCCAGCAGCACUACCUGGGCAAAAAGCACAAGAAGCACCUAGCCAAGCAGGACCUAAUGAAGCUCUACGGCAAGCCUGCCACACCGGCAUCCACAGCAAAAGGCUUGCCGUGUACACUGUGCAACAUUGAGCUCAACUCUGUGGAUCAGUACCAGUCUCACAUUAGCGGUGCAAAACAUAAGAACCAAAUGAAAAAAUCUGGCCUGAGCCAAUCUGAUAACCAGCAGCCAUCCGGUCCCGAAAACAAACAAACUGACGGAGACAAGCAGUCGGCCAGAAACAAAAACCAGGAGUCGGGAAAUGGUAUGGUCGAAGGCAAGGACGCGCGCGAGCACUUUGCGCCGACGGACGACACGUUUGUGACCGAAGGUUUUGAGGCGGACGACAACUUCUUCGGAAUGGGAGGCGAUAUAUUUCCUUCUUCGGAAGACAAGUUUAACAUGGACAGCUAGUACAUCACUGCCUACAAUUAUUAAAACCAUGAAAAUGGGUUUAUCACCGGACUAUAACAGAUUCAGUCAUGGCCCGCCAGAACACUCCCACCAUUCUCAUACAAAAAAAAAAAAAAGACUUUUUCUUACUGUAGAAGUGUAACCCUCCUAACUACCCAAUGUGAAGAAUUGUCCAAUUUUUCAACUAUUUCUCCUGUUCCAGCAACAAAAGUCUGUCAAAGUUGCAGCGUUCUUGCAAAACGCGAUAUUUGAGCAACAUUCUAUUUGGAGAAUCGCAACAGCUUUAGCAAAGGGCCUGGAAAUCGGCAUAUAGGAUAAAGUUGCUCCAAAAAAUUAGAGGAACACUUUUUUUUAUCAGAAUAUAGCAACUUAUAAGUCAAACCUCUGUGAUAUUUAUCUGGUCAGUUAAAUAGCAUGAGGGGUGUUAAUCAGUUUUAGCUGCUUUUAAUGAAGUCAACAGGUGCAUCAGAGGGGCAAUAAUGAGACGGCCCCUAAAACGAAUGGUUUUCCAGGUUGUCGCCACUGAUUACCCCCCCCCCCUUCUUUUUUGAUCAUAUUUUAUUCACAGACUUACCUUCCACUGCUGUAGUUUUUCAUUUAGCUUGGAUCAACAUGAACUGAUAACAUGGUGCGGUACCUGGACGCUUCAGAGGUUGCACAAGUAGUGCAACUCCUCCAGGAUGACACAUCAAUACUUGCUGGGGUUUGCUGUGUCUUCAAGCACAGUCUCAAGAGCGUUGAGGAGAUUCCAGUAGGCAAGUAUUUAUUCCAGGAGAUCUGAACAGGACCGUAGAAAGUCCUUAAAUCCUCAGCGUGAUGAGUAUCUGCUCAGUUAUGCAAGUAAGUGCUAUACAAGUGUAACACCAUUUACCAUAUGGACAGGAUGAGCAUUGCCAGAGUCCUACAAAAUGACCUCCAGCAGGCCACUGGUGGGAAUGUUUCUGACCAAACAAUCAGAAACAGGCUCAAUGAAGUUGGCCUGAAUGCCCGACAUCCUCUAGUAGGCCGUUUGCUUACUGCCCAGCACCAUAGAGCUCGAUUGGCAUUUGCCGUAGACCACCAGAAUUGGCAACUAUGCCACUGGUGCCCUGUGCUCUUCACCCAUUAGAGCUGGUUCAACCUGAGCACAUGCGAGAGAUGUAAAAGGGUCCAGAGAUGCCGUGGAGAACAUUAGGCUGCCUGCAAUAUCAAUCAGCAUGACCGGUUUGGUUGUGGGUCAGUGAUGAGCUGGGGAGGCAUAUCCCAUGAAGGUCAGAUAAUGGCACCGUGACUGCUGGGAUGAAAUCCUUGGACCCAUUGUCAGUACCUACGCUAGUGCAGUGGAACCUGACCUUAUAUGGCUAGAGUAUGCAAGCAGUUCCUGGAGGAUGAAGGAAUCAAUACCAUUCACUGGCCCCAUGUUCACCUGACCUAAACCCCAUUAAACACCUCCGGGGCAUCAUCAUCCUCAGCCACCAGGUUGCGCCUCAGAUUGUCCAGGAGCGCAGUGUUACCAUGGUUCAGAUCUGGGAGGAGAUCCUCCAUGACACCAUUCGUCGUCUCAUUAGGAGCAUACCCCGACAUUGUCAGGCAUGCGUACAAGCACGACAGGAUCACACAAACUACAGAAAGACAUUUCGGCAAAAUGGACCCGUCUGCUGCAUCAUUUCUUCAUUUUCAUUUUUGGGGUGUCUUUGAUUUCCCCCCCCUCUACAGAAUGAUCAUUUUCAUUUUAUCAAAUUAUUUGGCAUCAUUUUGUUACUAAUACAUCACCUACUUAUCAGGAAAGAUAUUCAAUUCAAUUUUAUCCCCCCCCCCCCCCCCCCCCCCAUUUAGAUUUGAUGUUUUUGAAGAGUUGCUUUUUUUUGUUUUUGUUUGGUUUUUUUUGUAUUUUUUUUUUUUUUAGCCUUGUCCAAAACCUGCUAUUGUUGCAACAACACACCUCAGAAUCAGUUGGAUAUAUAGUUGUGAGGAAAGCUAUCUUAUAAAAAGCUAUUGAAUUGUACUGAAGUGCGAAUAUCCCCAGAUUAUUAAAUUAGUGUUUUAUUUUUUUUCUUUGAAAAGUUUUUAUAAGAAUCUUUAGGGCCAGUUUCCAAUACAUGACACCAGUUUGACUACAGUUUGGGUCUAUGCGUCAAUUCCAUACCCCAUUAAAUACUCAUCCUCCACAACCAAAGAGGGCACGAACAACGCUCUAUUGUAUUCUCUUGAAGUAGAUCGCGUUCCACACGUCUAUUGAGAUUGGGAAAAAAAAUAGAUAUGUAUUUGAAUUAACCAGAUUUUUUUAACCAAGAUAUCAGUACAUUUGUACUCCGCUUAACUCACUGUUGAUUUAACAGAUGUAAAGUUUCAAGCAGUGGAAAAGGUGGCAUUUAAAAUUGUUAAAACAAAAAAAAAAACAUGGGAAAGGUUCUGGUGCACUCUGUUGUCAAUUGCAAUCAAACACUGGACAUAACUUUAUCACUGAGCAGGAAAGUAGUCUCAAGCAGCUCUUCUACUCUAAUAUCUUGUACAGUUAACUUGUUUUUAUUCCGCUUUUGCAGUAAAUGUCGGUUGAUAACGAGUCCUGCAUUUCACAGCAUCUUGGAGUGAUGUCAAAAUAGAUAAGAGAUAUCAGUGAGUAUCAAGUCUUACUGUUACUGGCUGAAUAUUUUAUUACUGAAUGUUUGCUUUGUAGGGGGGGAAAAGUGCUUUUCUCUGCUGUACAGCUUGUCAUCAUCAUUGGUAGUGAAGUUUUGGUCGUUUUGCUUUCUAGCAACGUUACAAGUUGUGUAUCUCACACAAAAUACAGCCUUCCCAGUGUGAUGACUUUGCUUCGUUCCCUUAUGGUUUUUCAAUAAAACAAGACU